Messenger RNA from Entrophospora sp. SA101, 448 nucleotides. The record is from the annotation of a GenBank genome assembly. NCBI's taxonomy places the organism in Eukaryota, Fungi, Glomeromycota, Glomeromycetes, Entrophosporales, Entrophosporaceae.
CAAAACUUUGGCUUUGCAUUUGCUUCCACAAGACACAUCAUCUUCAUCGGAAUCCUUUUAUAGUCUUCCAUCAUCAUCCAAUGAUGAUAUAAAUAAAUUGGAAGAAGAAGCAAUACAAACAAUACAAAAUAAUAAUGCAUGGCAUGAUAUAAUUGAUGUUACAUCAACUUCAAGCAGUAGAUUUAUCCCAUCAUUACCAAGCAUAUCAAUAGAUGAAAUAAAAUCCUUUGGAUCAUCUCCUCCAUUAAAUAUUAUAACUGAUUUAAGCUUGAAAAGUCAUAUUGUGAGACUUGUUAAGGAAAAAGAUUUUUGUAAAGCAAUUGAAAACAAUGCUAUGAAGUUUGUGUGGGACUUUGGAAAUCUUCUAGCAGACUCCUUUGAAUGCAACAAUGACCUUGCUGACCUUGAGUUGUCAGAAUUUGGAUAUAGAGAAUUUUUUCUCCAUUAA